AUGUCGUCAAAUGACAAUCUCCAGCAAGAUGAUGCUCCCAGCGGCAGUGGACGAGGGGACUCGGGCAGACUGCAGACUUCGAAUGUCAUAGAGUUCGUCAACAGCGAGGACCCUAAUGUCAGAAGUGCUAUCCAAAGGCAUACGGCAUAUCAUUCAGCGGCACAGCGUCGGGAAGCAAGGUCACGGCUACUCCGCCGUUCAAGUCAAGCCAGGUACCUAGAAUGGACCAGACGUCCUACGACAGACACCGACAUCGCGACUUCAUCAGCGAGCAGUGCCAGUUCAGUCUCCAUUUCGCCCGCACCCUCACAGCGUGAGCGAUCUGAACAUCCUACUCGACCAUCAAGCCUUGAACGAAGAUCUAGCUCGAAUACAGACCAAGCGGUCGCGGAACCCGCUAGUGGAACAAUAUCUCCAGCAACCCAAGCAGGGAUUUCUGCUGACAACACAGUGCUGGAUUUCUGUAAGUACAACUUCCGCGAGACGCGGUUCAAGCACGAAACAGACCAGUCGAUUCAUGGGCGUUCAGACACAACUAACCUUGCGCCUACAGUGACCUCAACUUUCUGCGAGCAUUAUCAGUCCAGAGAUUUUCUCGAGUCUUCGAUAGCAUACAUGCUGGAGCAUGAUACUUCACGACAUCUACUCUUAGCCUACGCCUACGCGAGGAGGAGAGCGCAUCCUGCUGCCGACGGAAAUCCUCAAGAUCAAGUGGAUGCCGAAAGAAAUCUUGGUCGUGGGACGAACAUAUUGUGGAAUCGGCUUCAGAUGGCAGGCCAUGCUAGCUCGGAUGCAAAUGUCCAGGCCGUCCUUUUGCUGGUGGCAUACGCAGCAGACUUCGGUCAGGAAAACGAAGUUCGCCUGCACACAGAUGCGCUGAGGACGAUGGUUGAUCAGCGCGGCGGUACUGAUGCCUUCACCGACAAUCCGCCGCUGCAACAUCAAUUGUUGGUGAUAGGAAGCUCGCGCCGGUUUCAUUUAACGCUGGAUUGCGAGGCUGGUUGCGCGGAACUGCUGCGGUUCCCAGACGGGCUUCGACUGGCUCAAGGGGCAAACCAGAGUCGAAUGUAUACCUAG
Messenger RNA from Cladophialophora yegresii CBS 114405, 1077 nucleotides. RefSeq lists its product as uncharacterized. The record is from RefSeq and is a predicted model, not a curated record. Bases 1 to 1077 code for a protein of 358 amino acids. The transcript has a single exon. NCBI's taxonomy places the organism in Eukaryota, Fungi, Ascomycota, Eurotiomycetes, Chaetothyriales, Herpotrichiellaceae.